Molecule: messenger RNA, 924 nt
Organism: Melozone crissalis (California towhee)
Lineage: Eukaryota; Metazoa; Chordata; Aves; Passeriformes; Passerellidae
Gene: NECAB1
Product: N-terminal EF-hand calcium binding protein 1
Biological process (GO): regulation of amyloid precursor protein biosynthetic process
Cellular component (GO): cytoplasm
Source: RefSeq, a predicted model, not a curated record
AUGGUGUUAAGCGCAGAUGAUGGAAAACUGUCCUUUGAUGAAUUCAAAGCUUACUUUGCUGAUGGAGUUCUGAGGGAGCUUUUUCGCACCAUUGAUACACACAAUACUGACAAUCUUGACACAGAAGGGCUCUGUGAUUAUUUUUCAAAGCACUUAGGAGAGUAUGAAAAUGUUCUAUCUGUCUUGGAAGACUUAAACAUAACCAUACUGAAGGCAAUGGACAAAACAAAGAAAGACUAUCAGGAGGCUUCCAGUUUGGAGCAGUUUGUGACUCGCUUUCCUUUGAAGGAGACCCUGACCCAGCUGCAGUCCCUGCAGAGCUGCCGGUGCGCCGUGGAGAGCGCGGAGGAGCAGAGCCGGCAGGAGAGAAAAGAUCCAAGAAAACCAGAAGUGCUCUCAGUCCAGUGGCCAGGAAAAUGCUCAGCUCGAAGGCUUCAGAGAAACAACAGCCUGUCAUCAAAUAACUCUUAUUCCAGCACAGGUUGGAUUGAGGAAGACAGCCAAUGGGUGAUCCAGAUAAACAGACUCCAGAAGCUAAUUGAUAGACUGGAAAAGAAGGACCUCAAGCUUGAGCCACUUGAAGAGGAAGUUUUGGAAGAAAAUGCAAGAUCUCAGAUAAUGAUUGUUCAGCACCAAAUGUCUGUGAAAGAAGAAAAAGAGGAAGAAUUCCAUCGUGCCCUGAAGCAGUACCUGGAAUCUGCUUCUGCUCAAGGAGGCUGCUUGCAUGUUUCCAUACAGAAGAUUCCGAGUAAUUUCCACUUCAUUUUUUAUGAGUUCUGGGAAAACAGCAAUGCCUGGAAUAGCCGCCUUCAAAUGAAUUACAGCAAGACAUUCCAGAGAAGUAAUGUGGAUUUCUUGGAAAGUCCAGAGCUCAUCACAACAAUGCUAGUCCCUGCAUCGUGGUGUGUCCUCAAUAACAACUAG